UGUCACAGCCAUGAUCUCGAGCUCCCAUUGGCUCCUGUCUGCAAGUACGUCACAAUCAUGAUUAGAAUUGAUGAUCGGACGUUCUGAUUUCAUUGUCUAGCAAAGGGGACUGGCGAAGAAAUCUGCUGAAUUCGAACGUUCGUCUGAUUUUGACAUCAAAUAUGCCGCAUUACCCAGCGUCGCGCCAGGCACCCUGAGACAAGAUGAGUGCAAUGAAAAUAGCGCUAACCUAGAAACAUGGAGGUUCUGCUGUGAUCUGCAUGGCUGCCCCGUUCCCCUCCAGUAGCAGAAUGGAUGCCUGGCCGCAGAGGCGUGGCCUGCAGACUAUGAACCUGCGGUCAGUGUUUACGGCUGAACAGCAGAGGAUCCUGGAACGUUACUAUGAGAAUGGGAUGACCAAUCAGAGCAAGGCCUGCUUCCAGCUAAUACUGCAAUGUGCCCAGGAGGCCAAAUUGGACUUCAGCGUUGUCCGGACAUGGGUUGGCAACAAAAGACGUAAACUCGCGUCCAAGGUUGACCAGAACGGAGGUGCGUCUCAUUCCUUAUCUAGUCACGGACUAGCUGGGGGGCUACUCUCCAAUCACACAUUAGCCGGAGGGGCUCUGUCCAAUCAAUGCCUAGCAGCAGGGGCACUGCUUCCUGCUGAUAUGGCUGCAGCGCGGAACAUCCAGAAUCGUGUGCACCUACUCCCUCCAUCCACAUCCUUCCCUUCUUUCUCAUCAACAUCUUCAUCCCCCUCAUCUUCCUCUCCUCUCAGCAGCGGUAGCAACAACAACAAUGACGUUAUACUGACUGGGAUCUACUCUCUGAACUCCGUCCCUCGAGCCCGACAGACGUCCCGACCCACAGCCCCCCCACCUCAGUUAGACUCCGAGCUUUCCGCGCACACGUCCUCGUCCCUGAUCAACCAAGUGCUCCAGAGCAGGAACAGCUCCACAUCCUCACCUGUCCACUCCAAGCUAGUGUCACUCUCCCAGAACCUCCCAUCUCUCACAUCUGCCUCAGGGCCUAUAGUCUACACUGCAGUCAGGAAGGGCACUUUAUCCCUUGGGGAGGGGGGAAUAAGUGCUGGAGCAGGGGUGGUACCUCACAGCUGGACUAGACAGUAUGGUACAGCGCAAACCCGCCCGUGGUCCUCUUCCUCACAGUCCCAGGCUCAGCUUCAGCCUAGACCUCACUCCAACCCCCAACCUCAACCGCCGCCUCCCCAGAAGACUCGGGCCUCCCUCCCAGCCCAAAACUCUGGGUCCUCUUCUGAGCAGACACCUCGUAUUCAGCAGGUCUUCACGUUGUCAGGAAGUAGCGAGGGGGACCGACUUAGACCCGGGCCGUCGUCUGCUCUGAGAGGCCAGGAAACCCACAGGCCAGCUCGACGCCCUCUGGGCACCAGUCAUGACUUCUCCAUUGCCAUGGAAACUGGAGAUGAAGAAAAUGAGUGGCAAAGGGAAGAAGAGCUGGCGAACAUGGCUGCUCAAACACACAUCCACAGGGAGCAGACGUCAGCAAGCCCAACCGGGGAUGAAGUGUCCGUCGUGAGCCACACGCCUCCGAUGACUAGCCCCAGACCCGCAGUGCUCCACAGCAACACAACUCUUCAGGGCAGCUACUCCCUCACAGCACAGACCUCACUUACAGGGGAAUCCAGCUCACAGUCUCCAGUUAACAUGUCUGCUGCCCCCUGGGUUAUCAGCAACUCCAGAAAGAGAACAUCAGACAGAGCUUUAUGUUUUCAGCUGCAGGAUCGCACCCAGUUCAGUGAUGGGGAUCUCAUCCAACUGAAGCGCUACUGGGACCGCGGCAUGACCAGCCUGGGCUCAGUGUGCAGGGAGAAGAUCACUGCUGCAGCGAACCAACUCAGUGUAGACACUGAAAUAGUCAAGACAUGGAUCAGUAACAGACGGAGGAAGUAUCGUCUUAUGGGUAUUGAAAUCCCCCCUCCUAAAGGUGGGCCUGCUGUAUUUACGUCCUCAUCCCCGGGAAAUGAAUCUCCAGUGGCCCUUAGCCCCGACGAGGAACGGCUCAGGACGCCCGAACUCGCGGACGACUUGAACGAUGAGGGAUCCGUGUGCUCGUCGGAGGAUGGCACCAUUGAUUCACAACACAGAGACGGAGAAGAUGGAACAGAUAUGUCUGCUGCUGCUCCGCUGGCUAAUAAUGUGAAGAUCGAAGUAAUCGAUGAGGACGAAGAAGCUGAUGAUGAUGAAGGCGAAUUAGUGGCUUCAGACCUCGAGCAAAUGCAGAACCUUCUGGAAUUCAAGCAUGAGGAAGUCCAGUUCUUAGAGAAUGAGCUAGAGAACCAAAAACAAAAAUACCAGGAGCUUGUGAGCUUCACGAAGAGCCUGCUCAGCGCUGUGAGGAACAAUGACCUGCAGAGACAGCAGGAACUUAUUGCCAGUCUACCUCAGCCUUCAGACCAGGACUGGGACAUGACUGUGGAGAGAGGAGCCCAGCUAGACUCAUCCUUCAUCCACAACGACCCCCAGACAGCUGGUGUGAGCGGCACAGAUCCCCCACGGGCCCAAGCAAACGACGAAGUCCCGCUGGUCACCGUAAACGAAGACGACACAACAUCUGAAGCCACCGAGCCCUCUGCAUCAGAGGAGCAACUGCAGGAAGCAGUUACAGAACAAGAGUGACUUAUCUCAUUUGCAUCACCUCACACACACGUCUCAUACAGGUGUCUCCGCACUCCACGCAGAUGCAGAUUUCACACAAGAAAGACUGUACGGUCUUACAUUUACACAAACACUACUAGUAAACUCCACGCCCAGUGCCUGUGGAUUGAUGCUUCACUAUGACUGUUGGGCUGACAGAUGCCUUUUUUACUGCAUAUCAUUCGCCUUGCUCUGGUCCAAACCAGAGAGAACAAUAAAUGACCUCUAACUUAACUGUGUGUAUGUCUGUUUAUCAUUUAUUAUUAUAAGGAUCACACCAUUUUU
Messenger RNA from Mugil cephalus (flathead mullet), 2939 nucleotides. RefSeq names its product highly divergent homeobox (gene hdx). The record is from RefSeq and is a predicted model, not a curated record. Gene Ontology annotation, molecular function: DNA-binding transcription factor activity, RNA polymerase II-specific; RNA polymerase II cis-regulatory region sequence-specific DNA binding. The coding region runs from base 261 to 2636 and encodes 791 amino acids. Gene Ontology annotation, biological process: regulation of transcription by RNA polymerase II. NCBI's taxonomy places the organism in Eukaryota, Metazoa, Chordata, Actinopteri, Mugiliformes, Mugilidae. The transcript is spliced from 11 exons.